UGAACAAGGCAGUGGCCCGGAGAGGCCAGCAGGUGAGACGCCUGGCGCGAGGAGAGGCUGCUGGGGGAACUGAGACGUGAGGUCUAACGUGGAGCUUUCCCGGGAUUCUGCUAAUUUGAUCCUUCUGUUGGUAACACAGUUUAGAUCUGUUUAGCAUAUUUACUGUACUCUGCCUGACACUUUCACUGCCGCGCCGGACCUGCUGUUAGUGUUAAGGAAGCUCAGCAAUGAACAAACUGCGGAAGAGCAUCCGCCGGAAGAAAGACAUCUACGUCCCAGAGUCAAGCCGACCGCACCAGUGGCAGACCGACGAGGAGGCCGUACGGACAGGAAAAUGCAGCUUUGCAGUCAAGUACCUGGGCCACGUGGAGGUGGAGGAGUCUCGGGGCAUGCACAUUUGUGAAGAUGCGGUGAAGAGGCUAAAGAUGGACAGGAAAUCCUUCAAGGGCAUCUUUACGAAAGCUGGGAAGAAGGCGGUGAAGGCAGUGCUGUGGGUCUCUGCAGAUGGCCUCCGAGUGGUCGAUGACAAGACGAAGGACCUGAUUCUGGAUCAGACAAUAGAGAAAGUGUCGUUCUGCGCUCCAGAUCGGAAUUUUGAGCGAGCAUUCUCAUACAUCUGUCGGGAUGGGACAACGCGCCGCUGGAUCUGCCACUGCUUUAUGGCGAUUAAGGACUCAGGUGAGCGCCUGAGCCAUGCAGUAGGCUGUGCCUUUGCAGCCUGUCUAGAACGGAAACAGAAGCGGGAGAAGGAAUGUGGCGUGACAGCCACCUUUGAUGCCAAUAGGACCACCUUCACUCGUGAGGGGUCCUUCCGUGUUACCACAGCAACUGAGCAAGCGGAACGAGAGGAGGUGAUGAGACAGAUCCAGGAUACCAAGAGAGACACGGAGGCAAAACUCUCAGCUCCUGUUCCAGCAAGCCCUGCCACCUCACUUCCAGGACCCCCAUCACCCUCUUCCCCUCCCAUACCCCUCAUUACUGCUGUAGCAGCUCAGGACUCAAACCCUCAUGUUAUCCCACGGCGCCAUGCCCCUGUAGAGGCUCUGGCCCGCCAGGGCUCCUUUAGAGGCUUCCCUAACCUCAGCCAGAAGACCUCUCCGUUCAAGAGACAGCUGUCUCUGCGCAUGAACGAACUGCCCUCCACCAUGCAGCGCAAGUCUGACUUCCCCAUCAGGAACUCUGUUCUGGAGGUAGAAGCAGAAGGGGACAGUAUCAGCUUAUUGUGCACACAGAUCACCUCUGCAUUCAGUGGCCAACCUGAAGACCCCUUCUCCUCUGCACCAAUGCCCAAACUUGUGUCACCGCAGUCGCCUGCCAUUCCAGCAGUGAAUGGCUCUGCUGCAGUCUUUGCUCCUGCUGCUAACCCGAGUGCUGCUGCCACCCCAGCCCUGCCUCCCCCUCUGCCUGCUCGCGACACUAACCCCUGGGCUAAGACAUCAGCAGGACCUGUGGGCUACAGUCCUGCACAGCCAGAUUGGACAAGUCCCACCCGAUCCAGGUCUGGUCCAGUUGCCCCCACUGCCUCAAUUCCAUCUACUCCAACCACUCUAGCCUCACACAAACGCACCCCAUCAGAGGCGGAUCGAUGGCUAGACGAGGUGUCCAAGUCAGUGCGAGCACAGCAGCCCACCCCCACCACAGGAACUCCAGCCCCUGUCGCCCACCCCUUCCCCACCACCAUUCCUUCCUCCAUCGCUUCUGGAGCUCCUGUGGCCUUCAUGUCUGCAUUGCCCCCUGCUGUACCAAUAGUACCCCCCCGUCAGCCAGCAUACCACGCCCAAGCCCCCACUUCUUACCCAAUGGCCAAUGGCCUGCCGUAUGCUCAGCCUAGCAUGCCUAUAGUGGGCAUCACACCCUCCCAAAUGGUGGCCAAUGUUUUCGGCACUGCCACACAACCACAGGGACUGCCCCCACAGGGACCACCCCCACAGACACAAUCUCAAAUCUUCCCUGCCACACAGGUCACAAUUCCCCAAUAUGAUACUCUUACCCCCUUUAGCAAGCCCCCCCAGGCUUCCACUGUGGCUCCUGCCUCCCUGCCAACCAAUGGCAGUACUACCUUAAAUGGGGACGAUAGCUGGGCGCCACCUUUCCUGCCCCCUCCGUCAUCUCCACCUCCUCCACUGCCAGCCCAGCCUCAGGAAGAUGCCUUCGAGGCUCAGUGGGCUGCAUUGGAAAACCGAGCACGUCAGCAUACCUCACCUUCUCCCACAAACCCAUUUUCCAAUGAGCUGCACAAGACUUUUGAGAUCCAGCUUUAAAACACUGCGGUGUGAACUGAGUAAAAGAGUCACUGGAGCAGUUGCAGGUAGUGUAGGGUGGAUUAUGCAGGGGCAGUGGGCAUUGCAGGGGUGAGAAUUGCUCUCUCAGCUGUACUCCC
Scleropages formosus (Asian bonytongue) is the source of this 2380-nucleotide messenger RNA. It is a transcript of the gene numb, whose product is annotated as NUMB endocytic adaptor protein. The transcript has 11 exons. The record is from RefSeq and is a predicted model, not a curated record. Gene Ontology annotation, cellular component: cytoplasm; basolateral plasma membrane; cytoplasmic vesicle. Lineage: Eukaryota; Metazoa; Chordata; Actinopteri; Osteoglossiformes; Osteoglossidae. Gene Ontology annotation, biological process: positive regulation of neurogenesis. Bases 228 to 2261 code for a protein of 677 amino acids.